This is a messenger RNA of Centruroides sculpturatus (bark scorpion), 1915 nucleotides long. RefSeq names its product adenosine monophosphate-protein transferase FICD homolog (gene Fic). The coding region runs from base 186 to 1646 and encodes 486 amino acids. The record is from RefSeq and is a predicted model, not a curated record. Gene Ontology annotation, molecular function: protein binding. The transcript has 2 exons. NCBI's taxonomy places the organism in Eukaryota, Metazoa, Arthropoda, Arachnida, Scorpiones, Buthidae.
UUAUUUCAUUGAUGUGGUUAUUGCGUCAGAUGUCACUCUUACAUUUGGAGUAGCGGAAUUUUUGGGUAUGGUAAUCGUUAUAUGUCGAAUUAGUAAGAUUUUAUGUAAUUAUUUAAAUAUUACUAAAUUAUGAACGAAUUUAAGAAAGAAUUAAAUUACUUAUAAUGAGUCGUAUUGGUUAACAAAUGGAUGUGUGCUCGUCGUUUAAAUGGAUUGUUAACGAAAUGGGAGAAUUAAUUCAGAAGUGGAUAUUAAAUUUUCAUGAUGUGAGAACGACAAAACUAGUUGCUAGCUUCAGUCUAUCCUUUUUUUUCAUAAGUUGCCUUAUAGGAUUUUUUGCAGUAAUUCUCAUAAGGAAUCCUGUCUGGAAAUCACCAGCCAAAUCCAACAAUAAAUUGGAAAUUAGCCCAUAUAUAGAGAAAAAUGUUGUUAAGAAGUCAAAUAUAAACUUUCUUCCUGAUACUAGUGAAUUGAGGAUAUAUGAUGACGACAAGAUUACUCUGGAUGGAUUACCGGAAUUCAGACAGACUAGAAGACAUCAAGUUGAUUAUUCUGCAAAUGAACCAGAAGCUUUAAUAUCACUUCGCAUGGCUUUGCAAUUGAAAGAAAGUGGAAAACAUGAAAAGGCUCAAAAACUAUUUCAGCAUGCUUUAGCUCUGAAUCCUGUACAACCAGAUAUUCUCACUCAUUAUGGUGAGUUUUUAGAGCAUCAUCAUCAAGAUGUCAUUAAAGCUGAUCAUAUGUACACGAGAGCACUUAUUGUAUGUCCUGAACAUUCAAAAGCACUUGUGAAUAGGCAAAGAACAUUACCAGUUGUAGAAGAAUUGGAUCAGAAACAACUUACCAGAAUAGACAGAAAAAGAGACAGGCUUAUUCAUAUUCCUGAAAAUGACCCAGCAUUAAAAAGAAUGAAGAAAGAAGCAUAUUUUCAGCACAUUCAUCAUACAGUUGCUAUAGAAGGAAAUACAAUGACAUUAGCAGAAACUCGAAUGGUAGUUGAAACACGUAUGGCUGUACCUGGUAAAAGCAUUGUUGAACAUAAUGAAAUUUUGGGACUGGAAUCAGCAUUGAAAUAUAUAAAUAAUACAUUAGUCAAUAAGUUUGGCCUUAUUAAUGUUGGGGAUAUUUUGCAAAUUCAUAAAAGAGUGUUAGGUCACGCUGACCCUUUAGAAGCAGGUUGCUUUCGUAGGUCUCAGGUAUAUGUUGGAGAACAUACACCACCUUCUCCUACUGAAAUAAUUGACAUGAUGGAAGAUUUUAUAGAAUGGAUGAAUUCAGAAGAAGCAUUUAGUUUGCAUCCAGUGAAGCAUGCAGCUCUUGCACAUUAUAAACUAGUCUAUAUUCAUCCUUUUAUUGAUGGAAAUGGCAGAACAGCACGAUUAUUAAUGAAUCUUAUUCUAAUGAGAGCUGGUUACCCACCAGUCAUAAUAAGAAAACAAGAUAGAUCCUUAUAUUAUGAAUAUUUACAACAUGCAAAUGAAGGCGAUGUUCGUCCUUUUGUACGUUUUAUUGCAGAAUGUACAGAAAGAACUCUGGAUGUGUAUCUAUAUGCCACAGAGUAUGGAAUUUCUGGUGUUAGAGCUUUAGGUGGACAGGAAAUAGACAGAUUUCCUAGGAUAAUUGACAAUGAACAGCAAAUAUCAUAAACAUUAUUUAUUUAUUGUGAAUUUAAUAAGCUGAAAGCAAGUACAGUAUUGUAAUCUGUUUGUACAUACUGUAAAUGUGUAUAUACCGUAUUUAAAAAUGAAGCACAAUUUUUAUCAUAAUUAUUGUACACUAUUAAUUGACAAGAGAUUUUUGAUUGUAUUUUAAAUACAAUUUCAAGUAUUAUGGAAAAAUUCUAUAGAAUAUUCAUUACUAUUCAUAUUAUUUAAGAAUAUAUUUAUGCAUAGACAAAAAUUUUAAUGAAAAAAUA